AUAAAAGGAAUAAAGGGUGAGAGUGGUCCUUAAACAAUGAUGAUGGGGUGGCUUCAAACCAACAAAUCUUCCCAAAUCAGGAAACUCUCAUCCUCCUUUGCCUUCUCAGAGAGAAAACAAACGCCAAUCUCAAAGAACCUCUCAUGGAAGGCUCUGUCAAUGAACGUCUUGAUUUUGGGAAGAUGGGAUAUGGGUGCAAGCAUUAUAGGAGAAGAUGUAGGAUUCGUGCUCCCUGUUGCGUUGAGAUCUACUCAUGCCGUCAUUGUCAUAACGAGGCAGCGGUAUUUCGUAGCAUGUUGAGGAAUCCCUUUGAUCGCCACGAACUCGUUCGCCAAGAUGUUAAACAAAUUGUUUGUUCAGUUUGUGACACUGAGCAGCCAGUUGCACAAGUUUGCACAAACUGUGGCGUCAAAAUGGGAGAAUAUUUCUGCAACAUCUGCAAAUUCUUCGAUGAUGAUACAGGGAAACAACAGUUUCAUUGUGAUGAUUGCGGGAUCUGCAGGGUUGGUGGGCGAGAGAAUUUUUUCCACUGCAACAAGUGCGGGUCUUGCUAUUCAGUUAGUCUCCGCGAUAAUCAUUUAUGUGUCGAGAACUCCAUGAGGCAUCACUGUCCCAUUUGUUAUGAGUACCUUUUUGACUCGUUGAAAGACACUGUUGUUAUGCAAUGCGGUCACACAAUGCACUGUGAAUGUUACCAUGAGAUGAUAAAACAUAACAAGUUCUGUUGUCCCAUAUGCUCCAAGUCGGUGACUGACAUGUCUAGGACUUGGAAGAGAAUUGAUGAAGAGAUUGAAGCAACGGUCAUGCCUGAAGAUUAUCGGUACAGGAAGGUUUGGAUACUAUGUAAUGACUGCAAUGACACAACCGAAGUUUACUUCCACAUUCUUGGGCAAAAAUGCGGUCACUGCAGUUCAUAUAAUACCCGGGCAAUUGCACCUCCAGUUCUUCCUCAAUGACCAGAUUCUUGUGGUCCAAGAAAGAGACGUUGCCUUGCAGAAAAUUAAAGUUAGCACCCAUGUUAUUGUAGAGUGUUAUUGAAUUAAUUCAGCAUAAGAGUAAUGGUCUAGAUAGUUUUCUAAGGCUGUUCUUCCUCCAACAUAUGGAGUGGGGUUGGUGUCUGCAUCAUUGGGCAUAGAUAUAAAAAUCUGUAUACUGUAAUACUGGGAAAAAUGUUUUCCCAUCAUGAACUGCUGGUAAUUGUGGUUUAUUGAUAUUGGAUGAUUGCCAUUGAAUUUAAUCAACAUGACUCAAGUGAUUAUCUCCUGGGAUACCUUCAUAAAAAUUCUUAAUGACGGCGUGUUUCAAAAUACAAUUUCAUGGGAUCAAAAAGAGUUCACUAUUGUAGCAGUGUACCUCCAGACUCCAGAGCGUAACAUUUAUUUGAUGGAGAAUGAGUCUGUCCCCACUUAGUGGGAUAAACUAUGAUUGAU
Molecule: messenger RNA, 1430 nt
Organism: Gastrolobium bilobum
Lineage: Eukaryota; Viridiplantae; Streptophyta; Magnoliopsida; Fabales; Fabaceae
Product: E3 ubiquitin-protein ligase MIEL1-like
Exons: 12
Coding region: 144-956 (270 amino acids)
Biological process (GO): ubiquitin-dependent protein catabolic process; protein ubiquitination
Cellular component (GO): nucleus
Molecular function (GO): zinc ion binding; ubiquitin protein ligase activity
Source: RefSeq, a predicted model, not a curated record